Messenger RNA from Cryptococcus wingfieldii CBS 7118, 1293 nucleotides. Its product is annotated as GDP-mannose transporter 2. Gene Ontology annotation, molecular function: GDP-mannose transmembrane transporter activity; antiporter activity. The coding region runs from base 1 to 1293 and encodes 430 amino acids. The transcript is spliced from 7 exons. Lineage: Eukaryota; Fungi; Basidiomycota; Tremellomycetes; Tremellales; Cryptococcaceae. Gene Ontology annotation, cellular component: Golgi apparatus. Gene Ontology annotation, biological process: transmembrane transport. The record is from RefSeq and is a predicted model, not a curated record.
AUGGCCCCCUACACCCCCGCCUCCUCGCGCCCCCAUACCCCCCUGGGCCUCUCCCCCAGAGGAUCGUACACCAACCUCGCCAGCGCUGCGUACGAGGCCUCCACGCCUUCCGGGCUCGUGUCGCCCGGGGGCAACGCGCUCGGCGCGAUCAACGACGAAAAAGACAGGAUGAGGGCCGAGAGGGAGGUGCAAGAGGCUUUGCAAAAAGCGCAGGAUGAGGAGGAGAAGGCCAAGAAGCAGGAGGCUCCUGCUCCUGCGGGCUCGCCGGUGCUUCCUAUAUUGGCUUACUGCAUGGCGUCCAUCAUGAUGACCGUUGUCAACAAGUUUGUCGUGUCUGGCAGGCAAUUCAACAUGACGUUCCUUCUCCUAGCCAUUCAGUCCUUCGUAUGCGUUGCCUGUGUCUGGGUAGCUAAGCGGAUUGGCAUGAUCACUUUCCGUGAUUGGGAUAUCACCGAUGCUAAGGCUUGGUUCCCCGUCUCUUCACUUCUGGUCGCUGUCAUAUACACUGGAAGUAAAUCCCUCCAAUUCCUUUCUAUCCCCGUCUACACUAUCUUCAAGAACCUCACUAUCAUCCUCAUCGCCUACGGCGAGGUCCUCUGGUUCGGAGGUAAUGUCACCCCCUUGACCCUCGUCUCAUUCUUCCUCAUGGUCGGCUCUUCCGUCAUCGCCGCCUGGUCUGACAUUUCGUCCACUCUUGCUCGUAUAUCGGCUGGUAUGGCCGUGGUGGACCCCACGAGCGGUGCCGAUGUGCCUUUGAUCGCGCAGGCGGGUCUCGGCGGGUUCAACGUGGGAUACGCUUGGAUGGCCAUCAACUGUGCUGCUUCUGCCGCCUACGUCCUCUUCAUGAGGAAGCGAAUCAAGGUCACUGGCUUCAAGGACUGGGACUCCAUGUUCUACAACAACCUGUUGUCUAUCCCCGUCCUCUUCAUCGCCUCUCUUGUCGUCGAAGACUGGUCAGCUGCUUCCUUCUCCCGCAACUUCCCUAUCGAAGGCAGGACCUUCCUCCUCUCCGCCAUUGCCUUCUCCGGCGCUGCCGCCGUGUUCAUCUCCUACUCCACCGCCUGGUGUGUCCGUAUCACGGGAUCCACCACCUACUCCAUGGUCGGCGCUCUCAACAAACUCCCCGUUGCCGCGAGUGGUAUCCUCUUCUUUGGCGACCCCGCUUCAUUCGGCAACUGUGCCGCCAUCGCUGUUGGAGGAGUCGCGGGACUUGUGUAUGCCGUGGCCAAGAUCAAUCAGGGCAAGGAGAAGGAGAGGGAGAAGAACGGGAGGAAGGGAGACAGCAAGGUGUAA